Mucor velutinosus is the source of this 2058-nucleotide messenger RNA. Its product is annotated as casein kinase 2 regulatory subunit. Gene Ontology annotation, cellular component: U2-type catalytic step 2 spliceosome; precatalytic spliceosome; post-mRNA release spliceosomal complex. The record is from RefSeq and is a predicted model, not a curated record. Gene Ontology annotation, molecular function: protein binding. The transcript has 5 exons. NCBI's taxonomy places the organism in Eukaryota, Fungi, Mucoromycota, Mucoromycetes, Mucorales, Mucoraceae. The coding region runs from base 1 to 2058 and encodes 685 amino acids. Gene Ontology annotation, biological process: spliceosomal complex assembly; mRNA splicing, via spliceosome.
AUGGAUCCUAAAGAAACAACCAGUGGAUUCGGAAAAAACCCCAGACCUCCCAAGGUCAAGAACAAGAGUGCCGCACCCGUUCAAAUCACGGCUGAACAGAUCCUUCGUGAAGCUCAUGACCGUCGUCUUGAGCCCACACACAACAUCCCACAGCAAAAGAUUGCCGAUUUAGAAGAACUAUCAGAGUUUAGACAGCGUAAACGCAAGGAAUUCGAGGACAAUAUCCGAAAGAAUCGAUUGAAUAUAAGUAAUUGGAUUAAAUAUGCCAACUGGGAAGAGAGUCAAAUGGAAUUUCAGCGUGCUCGUUCAGUGUUUGAGCGUGCUCUGGAUGUUGAAUGGAGAAACAAUGCCUUGUGGUUACGCUACAUUGAUAUGGAACUGAAGAAUAAGAGUGUCAACCAUGCCCGUAACUUGCUUGACCGUGCCACCACCUUGCUGCCUCGUGUUGAUCAGUUUUGGUACAAGUACACCUACAUGGAAGAGACGUUGGGCGAUGUACCCAAGGCUCGCAACGUGUUUGAGCGCUGGAUGAAGUGGGAGCCAACAGAGAAUGCCUGGAUGGCGUACAUCAAGAUGGAACUGCGUUACAACGAAAAGCAACGUGCUCGUGCCAUUUAUGAACGAUUUGUCAGUAUUCACCCUGAGCCUGCUAACUGGAUCAAAUGGGCCAAAUUUGAAGAAGAACACAACAACCUCAACAAGUGCAGAGAAAUCUAUACAGCUGGUUUAGAGUAUUUGGGAGAGGAAAAGAUUGAUCAAAAACUGCUGGUUGCAUUUGCUAAAUUUGAGAUCAAGGCCAAAGAGUUUGAAAGAGCUCGUGUUAUUUUCAAGUACGGUUUAGACCGUCUUCCCAAGUCAAAAUCACAAUCCUUAUACAACCAAUACACCAAUUUCGAAAAGCAAUACGGUGAUAAAGCAGGCAUCGAGGAUGUAGUCAUUGGCAAAAGACGCGUGCAGUACGAGCAAGAGAUUGAGGAGAGUCCAAAGAACUACGACAUUUGGUUCGACUAUGCAAAGCUGGAGGAAUCAGCAGGUGAUCCCACUCGCGUGCGUGAAGUGUAUGAAAGAGCCAUUGCGCAGGUGCCACCAGCAGAGGAAAAGCGAUUCUGGAGACGAUACAUCUACCUCUGGAUCAACUAUGCGCUUUACGAAGAACUGGAGAGCCAAGAUAUAGAACGCACACGACAAAUCUACGAACAAUGCAUCCAACUGAUACCACACAAAAAGUUCACAUUUGCAAAGAUCUGGUUAAUGUACGCACAAUUCGAAAUUAGACAAAUGCAAGUGGGACAAGCAAGAAAGCUGCUGGGAAGAGCCAUUGGCAUGUGUCCCAAGAAUAAGCUCUUUAAGGGAUACAUUGAUUUGGAAUUCCAGUUGAGAGAAUUUGACCGCUGCCGUACAAUUUACACUAAAUACCUAGAAUACGAUUCCUCCAAUUGCUCAGCCUGGAUCCAGUUUGCAGAAUUAGAAAAGAAUGUGUUGGAUGAAGUGGAGAGAUGUCGUGCCAUCUUUGAACUCGCUGUGUCUCAAGAGAACCUCAAUAUGCCUGAAUUGUUGUGGAAAGCAUACAUUGAUUUCGAAAUUGGAGAGGAGGAAUACGACAAGACAAGAGACCUAUAUUAUCGCCUGUUGGAGCGCACAGAGCAUGUCAAGGUGUAUAUCAGUUUUGCACAAUUCGAGUUGUCUAUACCUUAUGAAGGAGGUAAUGAACAAGGUGUGGUUCGUGCUCGCAAGAUCUUUGAAGGUGCUUAUAGCAAGAUGAAGGAGAAGGAACUCAAGGAGGAGCGUGUCUUGUUACUUGAAGCAUGGAAAGACUUUGAAGAAAACUAUGGCGAUGAUACAACAAGAGAGAUUGUCAAGAAGAAGAUGCCCAAGGUGGUCAAGAAGAGAAGAAGAGCUGCCGAUUCAACUGAGGACAACAUUAUUUGGGAGGAAUACUUUGACUACAUCUUUGCAGAUGAUGAAGUACAAAACCGCUCACUUAAAUUCUUGCAAAUGGCACAAGCCUGGCAAAAGAAAAAGGAGCAAGGUGGCGAAGAAAAUAGUAAUGAAGCCUGA